UAACGGCAUUGGAUAAAGUGUUUUUUUACGGACUUAACCGCGUUGGGAAUUAGCUGCAACCUCCAAGAUGCCGUCCAAGCCUGCCCCCAUCAAGAAGGCGGCUAACAAAGAACCAGCCAAGAAGGAGGAGAAGGCUGCAGAGCCCGAACCCGCUCCUGAACCCGCACCAGAGGCUGCCCCCGCUGAAGCCGCACCAGCUGAAGCCCCCGCUGAGGGCGAAGCUGCACCUGCCGAAGCCCCUGCUGCUGAGGAGCCCAAACCCCCGACUCCUCCACCUGCAGACGAGCCCACCAGCGCCCCGGUGGAUCUGUUCAUUGAGGACAAGAACGACACUUCAGUGACGAUCAUCUGGAGCCAGCCUGAGACCAUUGGGCACACUGGCCUGGAUGGAUACACCAUUGAAAUCGCGAAGGAUGGCACUGAGGACUGGAAAGCAGUCAACGAGGAGCCACAGAAGUCCUGCCGCUAUGUCAUCAAGAACCUGACCACCGGAGACCGUCUGAAGAUCCGCGUGGUUGCUGUGAAUGCCGGAGGCCGCAGCGCCCCUUGUGCCCUCCCCGAGGCUGUCCUGGUGAAAGAGGUGGCAGAUCGCCCCAAGGUCCGCAUGCCUCGUUUCCUCAGGCAGAGAUAUGUCGCUAAUGUUGGAGCCAAGAUCAACCUGACUAUCCCCUUCACAGGCAAACCCAAACCUGUGGUCAGCUGGACAAAGGAUGGUCAGCCUCUGGACACAAAGAGGGUGAACAUCCGCAGCACCGACAGAGACAGCAUCGUGUUCAUCCGUGCAGCCGAGAGGGACGACUCUGGAGUGUUCGAGAUAUGUGUCAAGGUGGACGACUUCGAGGACAAGGCUCAGUUCAUCCUGCAGAUCGUUGAGCUGCCCGGCCCUCCUGCCAGUUUGAAGAUCGUAGACACCUGGGGCUUCAACGUGGCUCUGGAGUGGACCCCACCCAAGGACAACGGCAACACAGAGAUCACAGGUUACACAAUUCAGAAGGCCGACAAGAAGACUGGAGACUGGUUCACUGUGCUGGAGCAUUACCACCGACUGAACGCCACCAUCUCUGACCUGAUCAUGGGCAACACCUAUAAUUUCAGAGCGUUUUCUGAGAACAAGUGUGGAAUCAGCGAAAGUGCCAUUAUGGCAAAGCAGGAGGCCAAGAUCCUGAAGACAGGUAUUGAUUACAAACCUCCAGAGUACAAGGAGCGCGACUCUAGCGAGGCACCCAAGUUCACCACCUCUCUGAAUGACAGAGCCACCACCGUCGGCUACAGCACCAAGCUGCUGUGCUCCGUCAGGGGAAGCCCAAAGCCCAAGGUUCAGUGGAUGAAGAACCAGAUGAUUAUCGGAGAUGACCCCAAGUACAGGCAGAUCUGCGUCCAGGGUAUCUGCUCUCUGGAGAUCCGUAAGCCCGGUAACUUUGACGGAGGUGUGUACUCCUGCAAAGCCAAGAACGAUCACGGAGAGGCAACCGUCAGCUGCAAGCUGGAGGUCAAACAGGCAGCAGUUGCAGAUGCAGACAAGAAAUAAGUCAACAUUCACAUUCUCACAGGAGCAGAAGGAAUGAGGCCUUAGCAGCAUAAGGAUGGUGCUGGAUUCCUGGAAGAAGAACAUGUAUAUAUGGCUGGUGACCACGCUACCAAAGUGUUGUUGCCUGUGACCUCUUACUGAGUGUUACCCUGUGUUAUGAUGAACAAUUGUUGUCACUUUUUUGCAUUGCAUUCUCAUUCACCACAUUUAUGACAUCAAGUCCAUAUCCAUGUCCGCCAACAGCUAUUUUUUUUCCCAACGAUUCUGUCGGUCACUAAAUUAUCAAAUAUUCCAGAUACAGUUCCUCACAAGUUUAUCAUCUCCUCAGUCGAACUAGCACACCAAGAAAUGUAGAACAUGUAUUUUACUGUCGCUCAUAGGAGAACUACAUGUAACAGCUACGUGUUUAUAUCAAUAAAUCAUUUAAUUUCUGGGUUUUUUUUCAAUACUGUGUGAUUUUUACAGUGAAACCCUGAAACAUAGUCAGUAUUCAAAGCAACUGUGCACGAUAUGAGAAAUGUAUAAAAUGAAUUUGGUGUUUUUUUCCCAAUCCAAUAACAGGAAAGGCAUUUUUGUUCAAAAUCUUGAAAAUACAUCUGAUAUUGGGCAUACCACCUGU
Labrus bergylta (ballan wrasse) is the source of this 2147-nucleotide messenger RNA. RefSeq names its product myosin binding protein Hb (gene mybphb). The record is from RefSeq and is a predicted model, not a curated record. Gene Ontology annotation, molecular function: protein binding. NCBI's taxonomy places the organism in Eukaryota, Metazoa, Chordata, Actinopteri, Labriformes, Labridae.